GGCCCAGUGUGUCGCAGGCGCAGCGGGAGAGCUUCGGCCCCGCAAACCACCGGGUGAUCUGGGGUCUGGGGAGGCGUGGGGGCGGUCCCGCAGUGGGGACCGCGGCUUUUCCCCUGCCGGCUGCUCAUGGGGGCUGCGCCUUCCUGCCUCCUGACGCCGAGGUUCUAAGGUCCUGCCCAAGCACAGUCUCGGGGACCCUCGCCUAUGGUAAAGAGUACCGGGAAAACUAGGGGUUUGGAGUACUUGGACAUUUGCAAAAGCCGAAGAAAUCCAGGCGGCCCCCGCGACCCUUAUUUCCACCCGGGAGGAAGGACACCAGGAAGCGCGGAGCGCGAGAUGGGGCGCCCUCCAGCGGUUCUGUUAGGUCGCCGGACUUCUCCGCUCUCCUCCCGCACAAUUGAAGGGUUCAGUCCGGCUUGAUCUCUGCGACAGGAAUCCCAGGUCGGAGGCACUGCAACAGGUAACGUGAAAGAGGCCUUGCUGGUGACAUUACUGACCAAAUGGAAAAAGAUGCUUUCUAAGCUCCUUGAACGGCUCAGCCAGGGCGAUUUCUGUUCCCAGCUAACAUCAAGUGUCCUUUGGAAAUAAUAAAGGAACUUGGUAACGAGAAGAGAGAGAGCGAGUGUACUUGCAUAAGGAUUGCCAUAUAGAGCAAUGAAAUAGAACUGAGAAUCCAGAAAUAAACUCUCACAGUACAGUCAAUUGAAUUACAAGAGUGAGGAAACAAUUCAAUGAGGAAAGAAUAGACUUUUCAACAAAUUGAUAUCCACAUGCAAAAGAAUGAACUUGGACCUAUAAUUAACUCAAAUGGAUCAACGACCUAAAUAGAGACCUUGAAAGGAGAUUGUGGCCUCAUCACUGGAAUAAGACUCAUGACUUUGAGGCUGUGCCAUUCUGUUCAGAGGAGGAGCCACUGGGAGGAAAGGGUUCGAUAAGAACAGAGCACGAUGCUCAACCCAUGAUGGAAAGGACUUCUGUGGACCACCCAGCAGAGCUGGGCCCCUCUCAGCUUCCCUGCCAUGUGGAGCCAACACGCCUGCUGAGGAGGCCCAACCUAGGACGGGGGUGAGACGAGGCUUGGCAGAGGUGGCCAAGUGAAAGGUGAUUUGGACACGCUGGGCAUGGCUAUUUAGUGUUUGUCUGUGGUAACCAUUUCAUGCCCUGAAUCCUGCACCUUCCCUUCUGUGCCUGUGAGCUCUACUGCGCUUCCUUCCUAGCCAGAGAGUUCUUCUGUGGUGGUGAGGCCUUCCUGGCCCCUUGAUCCUGGCCGGCCAUGGGGAGCACCCUGGGCUGCCACCGCUCCAUCCCCCGGGACCCCUCGGACCUGUCCCAUAGCCGCAAGUUCAGCGCGGCCUGCAACUUCAGCAACAUCCUGGUGAAUCAGGAGCGGCUCAACAUCAACACGGCCACGGAGGAGGAGCUGAUGACCCUGCCUGGGGUGACACGUGCGGUGGCACGCAGCAUCGUGGAGUACCGCGAGUACAUCGGUGGCUUCAAGAAGGUGGAGGACCUGGCACUGGUCAGUGGCGUGGGUGCCACCAAGCUGGAGCAGGUCAAGUUUGAGAUCUGCGUGAGCAGCAAGGGCAGCUCGGCGCAGCACUCUCCCAGCUCCCUGAGGCGGGACCUGCUGGCGGAGCAGCAGCCUCACCACCUGGCCACCGCCGUGCCUCUCACCCCGCGCGUCAACAUCAACACAGCCACCCCGGCUCAGCUCAUGAGCGUGCGCGGCCUCACGGAGAAGAUGGCCGUCAGCAUCGUGGACUACCGCCGCGAGCACGGGCCCUUCCGAAGCGUCGAGGACCUGGUAAGGAUGGGCGGGGUCAGUGCCGCCUUCCUGGACAGGAUACGGCACCAGGUGUUUGCCGAGAGGUCCAGGCCCCCGUCCACCCACACCAACGGGGGCCUGACCUUCACCGCCAAGCCUCACCCCAGCCCCACCUCGCUGAGCUUGCAGAGUGAGGACCUGGACCUGCCCCCAGGGGGGCCUACACAGAUCAUCUCCACUCGGCCUUCGGUGGAGGCCUUCGGAGGCACAAGGGAUGGGCGGCCCGUGCUGAGGCUGGCCACCUGGAACUUGCAGGGCUGUUCAGUGGAGAAGGCCAACAACCCUGGGGUGCGAGAGGUGGUGUGCAUGACGCUCCUGGAAAACAGCAUCAAGCUGCUAGCUGUGCAAGAACUACUUGACAGAGAGGCCCUGGAAAAGUUCUGUACGGAGCUAAACCAGCCAAUCCUGCCCAACAUCCGCAAGUGGAAGGGGCCCCGAGGAUGCUGGAAGGCCGUUGUUUCGGAGAAGCCCACGACUCAGCUCCAGAAGGGCGCUGGGUUUGCAGGGUUCCUGUGGGACACCGCGGCUGGGGUGGAACUGAGAGAUGCCACCUGGCAGGAGAGCUCGCCUGGCAAUGGGCACGGGAAGCCCACAGGCCCCAGCCCGUACCUCGUGAGGUUCAAGGUGGGAAGUCAUGACUUGACCCUGGUGAACCUUCACCUGGCAGCCCUGACCCUCCCAGGGGGUGAGAACCCCAGCAAGAGUCACAGUGACAGCCACUGCUGGGCUAGCUUCGUGCAGACCUUGCAGGAAACCCUGAAAGGCGAAAAAGAGGUGAUCGUUUUAGGAGAUUUCGGCCAGGGGCCAGACAGCAGUGACUAUGAUAUCUUGAGGAAAGAAAAAUUCCACCACCUGGUCCCCGCACACACCUUUACCAACAUCAGCACCAAGAAUCCUCAAGGCUCGAAGACUCUGGACAACAUCUGGAUCAGUAAAAGCUUAAAGAAGGUUUUCACAGGCCACUGGGCUGUACUGAGAGAAGGCCUCACGAACCCUUGGAUUCCAGAUAACUGGUCCUGGGGCGGAGUGGCUUCUGAACACUGCCCCGUGCUCGGCGAGUUUUACACGGAGAAGGACUGGAACAGGAAGGAAGGCCCUCGGAAUGGCAACGGGGUCACCCUGGAGCGAAGUGAAGCCAACAUUAAGCACGAGCGAUGAUGACAGCAAAUCAGUUUUCCACCCCCUGACCCCGGAGGCGACGAGUUUGCCCUUCCUGGUGAAGAUGCAGAUCCCAAACUGCCUGCCCUUUCGUCCUCGUUCUGACAGCGCCAGCGCCCGGGCCUUGACCCGCCUGCCUUCCUUGCAGAUGCUUUUGGACUCUCAUGGGGGAGGGAGCACGUCGGGCCCUCAAGGUGCUGGAUGGUCAAAUCAGAAGCCCAUGGAGAACUGGAAAGCCUCUGACCUGCGGAUGCUGCCAACCUCAGCCGCUGCCCUGGGCUGGCCACCCCGCUGCUUGGACCUCAGCUCGAAGGGAACAGCAGUGGAGGCUGCAGGCAGAGACGGAGACCUGCCCGGGCGACGCCGGGGGCUCCCGUUUCUGACCACCAGUCUGCGAUGUGCUGGCUGCAAAUUCCAUGAAGCUUUUAAAUUGAGCACUCUCCUCAAAUGUUUUGAGUGAUGAUUUUUAGUUUUGUUUUGAAAAAAUAAACAGAGAUGAACCUG
Messenger RNA from Globicephala melas (long-finned pilot whale), 3487 nucleotides. It is a transcript of the gene EEPD1, whose product is annotated as endonuclease/exonuclease/phosphatase family domain containing 1. Gene Ontology annotation, molecular function: catalytic activity; DNA binding. NCBI's taxonomy places the organism in Eukaryota, Metazoa, Chordata, Mammalia, Artiodactyla, Delphinidae. The record is from RefSeq and is a predicted model, not a curated record. Gene Ontology annotation, cellular component: plasma membrane. Gene Ontology annotation, biological process: DNA repair.